This is a messenger RNA of Phytophthora nicotianae INRA-310, 3606 nucleotides long. RefSeq lists its product as hypothetical. The record is from RefSeq and is a predicted model, not a curated record. The transcript has 6 exons. The coding region runs from base 1 to 3606 and encodes 1201 amino acids. Gene Ontology annotation, biological process: DNA integration; DNA recombination. Gene Ontology annotation, molecular function: DNA binding. NCBI's taxonomy places the organism in Eukaryota, Oomycota, Peronosporomycetes, Peronosporales, Peronosporaceae.
AUGGACGUGGAAGUGGAGCGGGAUCACCUGAGGCGCUACGAUAUGGCGGAGUUUUCAGUAAAGAAUAAGCUGCCGGAGCCUCAGGAGUCUAAAGACCUCGCCGACGUGGUAGCAGCGCUGGAAGUGCUGUCCUUGCUAGUGAACGAGAUGUGCACCCAGAGGGUAGCAGAUUUGGUCGACGCAGCCAGACGGUUCUUGCUGGUGCUGCGGAAAACGAAGACUAUGCAAGGAGCUGAAGCUGUACCAGAGAUAGUGGCUUGGAUCGACGACCGCUUUGAAACUUUCCGGUCCUUCGUGGCACAAGGCGACCUUGUGGCCGCAGAUAGUGUAGGCACUCACUUUCAGUUCAACCACGAGUCAUAUGUGCGAGUGGUUCAGCGCGUGACUAAUCUCAAGGUGGAAGCAGCUCUCAAGUUGUCCGCAGCUCAAAAGCCAACAUCUCGCCAGAAGAAGUCGAACACGCGGGCAACAGCUAACAGCGGUUCUCGCCACGGACGUGGAGCUCCUGUGCCUCAGGAAGUGGUGGCUGCGCUACCGAUUCGAAAAGGCAAAAAGCUGUGCAUGCAAUUUUUGUCAAGUGACGGCUGCCCUGGUGAAGGGGAUACGUGCGUUUUCGACUACCGAGGACACUUCGUGCCAGUUAAGUUGCCGGUGAUUGUGAAAAACUUCAUCAUUAAGAAUUAUGGAGGACUGCGGAACAUGGAGGCACAAUCUACAGGUAGUCAAGCGGAGUUGCAGGCAGGUCGGUUGGCCCCAUGUGACUCCAGUUCACGCUCGGGGCGUUGUUUUGCCGCUGCAUCAGAAUUGCAGAGUUGCAAGUCGGUUCGGAGGUCGCGUGCGUCUCUGAUUCACGGCAAAGGCAAACAGGAGCGUGUGAACGUAUCGCAGCCUGCCUUAUCUGGUCGACUGCGAAAUUUUUUGACAGAUCAACAGCAUCGCUACACGCUGACACUUCGAGCAAGUGAAAAACUUUUGAGCCUUCAACACCUUAGUGCAUGUAAUGGCCUAGCCUCGGUCAUGAAGCAGUAUGGUGUGGAUCCACCUGGGGCCUCACCAACUUGGAUUCUAAAGAACGCCACGCGAAGAUCUGUGAUUGACCGGGACAAACAGUGUGCGUACAGCGAGCUACUUAGAAGGUCGAAAAUGAGCCUGCCAGACUUUAUUCGACUGGUUCGUGGAGAAACUUCCGAAGAUCCUCGGCCAAAUAAGGCUCUGGGAGUCCCUGAUCAUCUACCCUGCUGGAGAUCUUACAAGUACAGAGAUGAAUGGCGCCAAAUUGUGACACACGGUAUCAGACCUACGUGGUCUUCGGCGUUUACAAGCCAACAGCAGCCCCCGAAGAACCAUGGAUCCGCGUUACGAGCCCUCAAUGCUGUUAUCAAAAGCUUAAGAAAAGGCCAAGACGAAGAUCGAUACUUAAUUCUUGAUAUCGAGCUGCUGUCUUCUUUUGAUGGCGUCACAUGUAGUCCGUUUGGGGCGGUGCAGAAAGGGGAAGCAGACAUCACAGAUGAUGCGAGGGUGAUCCACGAUCUUUCGUGUUCAAAAGGGGCAGCUCGCAUGUCUACUGGAGAUGUUGCAGGCGCAUUUCGCAAUAUUCCUGUAGCAGCAGAAGCUGCGGGGCGCUUCUCCGGUACUAUUCCCGAGCUCGGUAUUCUUGUGGUCGAUUUGGCUUGUCCUUUUGGUUGGACUGAUUCUCCAAGACAGUAUUGGGCAGCAGGGGGAGCGAUCGUGCAUCUUCAUAAGAAUACCGCUCCGACGUGGUCAGGUCAACCUUCAAUGGGCUCCGAUAAGUACGAUGGCAAGGCGUGGUGCGACGAUCACAUUUGUAUUGAGCCAAAUAUCGGUUCUCGAUUGAUGGAGGCAAGUAUUUCUCUUAGAUCGGCGAUGGUAACGAUUUUGGGUCCGAACGCGUGCAACGAAGAGAAGUUUACGCCGUGGUUUACAGAAGGAAAAGCUCUUGGACUUCACUGGAACCUUAAUUUGAUGACACUCUCAAUGCCCGAGGACAAAAUCACAAAAGCUCUUCAAAGGCUAAGCGAUCUUCAAGCUGCCCAAACGGCCUCAAAAACGCAACUAAACAAGUUACUGGGAAGUCUAAGGCACGUGGCCACGUGUGUGCGUUCGGCCGCACCAUUUUUCCAGCGGAUCGCGUCAUUUGCUCGAACAACUACUCGGUAUCGCCCUUCUUUGGUGUCUGACGACGUGCGCGACGAUCUAAGAUGGUUUACUGCAAUCCUUCGUGUGGGAAGGCUCAAUUCGGUACAGCUGUCUCGCUUCGUUAACGCAAAAGACCCGGAUCAUCAUAUUCAUAUGGACGCUAGCGAUCGAGGUCUGUGUGCGCUCUGGCCUGCUCGAAAGGAAUAUCUGCAGUUGGAGUUUGACGCAGAUGAACUACAGCAAAUCGCAGACUUUAAUGGUUUGACAUCAGACGAGUUCAGCAUAAACAUUCGCGAGCUCAUGAGUGCCGUGUUCGCAGCAAUUGUCUGGGCCUCUCAGUGGUCACAAUCGGGUCAAGUUGAACAGGCUCAUACGCGAUUCUGGAUCGAUAAUACUUCAGCGGUGGCGUGGGCAAAUCGAAGAUCCUCUCGGAAUCUAUUCGCCCAAAUGCUACUAAGGCUCAUUGGUUUUCUCGAAGUGCGCUACAAUUUUUACUCGUCUGCCGCUCAUAUUCCCGGAGCCGAGAAUGUCAUGGCAGAUGUUGGGAGUAGAGAUACCACCGAACUCAAGAAAACUCUUCACACUUUGAGUGCGCUGCUCCGAGCUGGAGCUUUAGCCGACACUUCUCGCGUGCAAUACCGCCGUUCUUGGGAUCAGUGGCUUCGGUGGUACAGCUUCAUGGACUAUACCCCGUGGCUCGGACGGGACACUGUGGACGCGAACGCGGCUCAACUCGGUGCCUUUGCAGUGUAUUUAUGGCGGUACGGAAUGAAUCGUGCAGGAGUGGGGAAUACGUGCACGGCAAUUUGCAGCAAGCUCUGUGCGGUGCGUUGGUUUCACAAGAACACCGCCGGUUACGACUCAGGUGCCAACGCAGGGCACGCGAUUUUGCUGCGUGGUAUCCGAAGACUUACAGAUUCGGUCGUCAAGCAGCAGUCAGUCACCCCCUCGCUUCUCCGAAAAGUUUUUCUUCUAGUCGAUGUUCAACAUGCUCGGGGGCAACUUCUUUGGGGUGGGCUGCUACUCGCAUUUUUCUUUCUUCUACGCAGAUCUGAGUAUCUGUUUAUUGGCCGAAAGCACCACCGGUACGCGCUUCGACUCGGAGAUAUUGUAUUUCGGAACGAGGCCGGACACACAGGGGCACGUGCAUUCGCCACACAGCCCGACCAACCGGCGCUGUCAACAGGGUUCGGCUCGGGAAUUGCUGCGGAAGAGGUGGCAGACACUCUCAAGCAAGCUGCAAGUGCGAUGGGUUUGGAUGCUAGGCUGUAUUCUACCCACUCAAUCCGUAUUGGAGGUGCUACGGAGCUGAUGAACUCUGGGGCGGAUCGACUGGUGAUCAAGUUGAUGGGCAGAUGGUUGUCCAAUGCUUUUGAAGGAUAUCCAACACUCUCGGCGAAAGGAUCCAGAGGUCUCGCUCGGUUAAUGUGCAGAUCGACCUCGAGCUAA